Messenger RNA from Erinaceus europaeus (western European hedgehog), 3324 nucleotides. RefSeq names its product inhibin subunit beta C (gene INHBC). NCBI's taxonomy places the organism in Eukaryota, Metazoa, Chordata, Mammalia, Eulipotyphla, Erinaceidae. The record is from RefSeq and is a predicted model, not a curated record. Bases 236 to 1291 code for a protein of 351 amino acids. Gene Ontology annotation, molecular function: cytokine activity; hormone activity; growth factor activity. Gene Ontology annotation, biological process: BMP signaling pathway; SMAD protein signal transduction. Gene Ontology annotation, cellular component: extracellular region. The transcript is spliced from 2 exons.
UUUCACUCACAAUGUGUCGGCAGUUUCUGCCAAGUUCCACCUGUAGCUAGUUACAUCUCUCAAGUCAGAUGUUUGACUGUUCUGUCCCUUGCCACAAGAAGUCAUGCCAACGGAACACACUGCUUCCAGGACCCCUGGCAGCCAGGGUGUGUCAGAGACCACAGCUUUAAGCCUCUGAGCUCCUGGUUUGCAGCUCUGUCUCCUUUGUGUGGCUUGCGGGGCUACUCUCCUAGCAAUGAUGUCUUCAUUGCUCCCAACCUUUCUGUGCCUAGCUCUGGCCACCCUGGCCACUUCCAGAGCCGACCACCAGUGCCCAGCCUGUGGGGGGCCCUCCUUAGACUUGAAAAGCCAGCGGGAGCUGCUUCUUGACCUGGCCAAGAGAAGCAUCUUGGACAAGCUGCAUCUGACCCAGCGCCCAGACCUAAGCCAGCCUGUGUCCGGAGCUGCUCUGAGGACAGCCCUGCAGCGACUUCAGGGGCCCGGGCGAGGGACCCUUCCAGAGACUGACAGGGGACAGGAAUAUGAAAUCAUCAGCUUUGCUGAGACAGGCCUUUCCAACGUCAACCAGAUGCGUCUUGACUUCCACUUCUCGGACAGAGCCGCUGACAGCAUGGAAGUCCAGCAGGCCAGCCUCAUGUUCUUUGUGCAGCUCCCUCCCAAUGCCACCCGGACUUUGCAGGUAAAGGUACUUGGUCUAGACCUACAUGACACCAACCUCUCCUUGGCCACCCAGCAUCUGCUGGAGGUGGAUGCCAGUGGUUGGCACCAGCUCCUACUGGGGCCUGAAGCUCAAAAUGCCUGCAGUCAGGGACACCUGACCCUGGAGCUGAUACCUGAAGGUCAGGGGGCUCAGAGCUCAGUCAUCCUUGGUGGGGCUGCCCACACACCUUUUGUGGCAGCUCGGGUGAGAGAUUCAGGCAAGCACCGGGUUCGCCGGCGAGGCCUUGACUGCCAAGGUGCAUCCAGGAUGUGCUGUCGACAAGAGUUCUUCGUGGACUUCCGUGAGAUUGGUUGGCAUGACUGGAUCAUCCAACCUGAGGGCUACGCCAUGAACUUCUGCGCUGGGCAGUGCCCACUACAUGUGGCGGGCAUGCCUGGCAUUGCUGCCUCCUUUCACACAGCAGUGCUCAACCUGCUCAAGGCCAACACCGAUUCGGGCACAGCUGGAGGGGGCUCAUGCUGCGUGCCCACAGCCCGGCGUCCACUCUCUCUGCUCUAUUACGAUAGGGACAGCAACAUUGUCAAGACGGACAUACCUGACAUGGUGGUAGAAGCCUGUGGGUGCAGCUAGCCUAAGUGUACAACAUGCCACUGGAGGGCAAGGAGUGACCCAAAGCCCAAGCAACCUAUGGAAGGAUUCCAAUUUUGACCUGACUUCUUCAUUUAAAAAGAGUCACGGGGCCAGGUGGUGGUGCACCUGGUUAGCGCACAUAUUACAGUGUGCAAGGACCCAGGUUCAAGCCCCUGGUCCCCACCUGCAGGUGGAAGGCUUUGCGAGAAGUAAAGCAGUGUUACAGGUGUCUCUCUGUCUCUCUCUGCAUCUCCCCCUUCCCUCUUGAUUUCUGGCUGUCUCUAUCAAAUAAAUAAAGAUAGUAAAGAAAAAAACUUUAAAAAAAUAAAUAAAUAAAAUAAAAAGAGUCACUGUUGGUGCCAGGCGGUGGGGAAGCGGGUUAAGCGUACAUGGCGCUAAGCUCAAGGACCAGCCGAAGGAUCCUGGUUUAAGCCCCCAGCUCCCCACCUGAAGGGGGGGGGUCGCUUCACAAGCAGUGAAGCAAGUCUGCAGGUGUCUGUCUUUCUCUCCCUCUCUCUGUCUUCCCCUUCUCUCUCAAUUUCUCUCUGUCCUAUCGAACAACAAUAAUAACAGCAAUACUAACAACGAUAAUAAUAACAACAGCAAUGAUAAACAACAAGGGCAACAAAAGGAAAAAAAAAUUGCCUCCUGGAGCAGUGGAUUCGUAGUGCAAGCACCGAGCCCCAGCAAUAACCCUGAAGGCAAAAAAAUAAAAAGAGUCACUGUGUGGGUGGGCAGGUAGAUAGCAUAAUGAUUAUGCAAAGAGACUUUCAUGCAUGAGGUUCCAAAGUCUCAGGUUCAAUCCCCUGCACCACCAUAAGCCAGAGCUGAGCAGUGCUCUAGUGUGAAAAAAAAAAAAAAAAAGUCAUGAAGUCACUCUUCAUGACCACCAGCUUUCUCUUAGUCUACCCCAGGGACUCUGAGCCACUUCCCACCUGAGCAGUAUCCUCUGGUCCCAGAAAAAGACACCCACAAUCCCAUCCCAAUUCAUGCUACUCAUGCUUAAUCUGCUUCCCACUUACAGGAUUCACUCAAGUUGAGUUGCCCUGAACCUGUUCUCUGAGUUCCUGGAUCCCUAAGAGAGCCUCUUCCUUGAGUUUAUCAAAGAUUAUAUCACUAUCUCCCAAAUAAGGUUUCCUACUCUGUGUCUUGAGCUACUUUCUCUUAACUUGCCCAGGUGGGCUGCUCCUCUGUCCCAUUCCCUGUGCUGGGGGCUGACUUACCAGAGCAAUAUCACCCAAACUUUUUUUUUUUUUUUUUGGCUUCCAGGGUUAUCACUGGGGCUCAAUGCCUGCACUACAAAUUCACUGCUCCUGCAGCCAUUUUUUUUUUUAAUAGGACAAAGAGAAAUUGAGAGAGGAGGGAAGAUAGAAAGGAAGAGAAAAAGAAAGACAUUUGCAAACCUGCUUCACUACUUGUGAAGUGACCACCCUAUAGGUGGGGAGCCAAGGACUUGAACCGGGAUCCUUGUGUGGGUCCUUGCACUUCAUACUAUGUGUGCUUAACCUGGUAUACCACCUCCCCACCUUUUUUUUUUAACCCCAAGGCACUAGGGAGUGAUUCCAGGGCCUACUGCAUGUGUCCAAUCACCUAGUAUCCUCUCUCUGGACAGAUAACUACAUUCUCUCUCUCUCUCUCUCUCUCUCUCUCUCUCUCUCUCUCUCUCUUUUUGCUGAGCUCUAGCUUAUGGUAGUGCUAGGGGUUGAAUCUGAGACCUAUAAGUCUCAGGCAUGAAAGUCUGUUGUAUGUCCCAGGAUGUGGAGAUGUGGAGUAGUAGAUACAGUGUUGGACUCUCAAGAAUAAGGUCCUAAAUCCAAUCCCUGACAUCACAUAUGCCAUAGUGAUACUCUGGUUUGGUCUCUAUUUCUCUCCUCCCUCCAUAAGUAAACAAAUAAAUAAAAAUUUAAAGGGAGUCGGGCGGUAGCGCAGCGGGUUAAGCACAGGCGGCACAAAGACCAGCCUAAGGAUCCCGGUUCAAGCCCCCGGCUCCCUACCUGCAGGGGAGUCGCUUCACAGGCGGUGAAGCAGGUCUG